This is a messenger RNA of Cutaneotrichosporon cavernicola, 2142 nucleotides long. RefSeq lists its product as uncharacterized. Lineage: Eukaryota; Fungi; Basidiomycota; Tremellomycetes; Trichosporonales; Trichosporonaceae. Gene Ontology annotation, cellular component: Ino80 complex. The transcript has 2 exons. Bases 1 to 2142 code for a protein of 713 amino acids. Gene Ontology annotation, biological process: double-strand break repair; regulation of DNA-templated transcription. The record is from RefSeq and is a predicted model, not a curated record.
AUGGAUAUCGCGGACCUCACGGCGCCCUCCUCCCCGGCCCCCGAGGAGCCCGUCGCCGGACCCUCCGCGCCAGCACCUCGUAAACCGACCCGCAAGGCCAAACCAAAGGCCGAGCAUACGACCGCUUAUACGACGGCAUUCGUGCCCUCCCUCUUCAACAUUCGUAAUCCCGUCGGCGACUUCUUGCAGAAAGAGAGUAACGUCGAGGUUCGGCGGCAGAUCGUGCUUGCUCGGCGGAAGGAGCAGGAGGCGGAGAAGGAGAAGGUAAAAGACGAUGAGGCGAAAGGAGAUGGGGAGGGAGAGGCGAAUGGCAACGGUAACGGCAAUGGGAAUGAGGAUGGCGUCGUCCUCACGGCUAAGGAGGAGGAGGAGAAGCGGAAGGAGGAGCAACAAACCCGCCUCAGCCGCAUCCUCGUCAUCCAUCCCGGCUCACGGAAUCUGCGCCUCGGCCGCGCAUCCGACUUCUACCCUCACGAAGUGCCGAACUGCAUUGCGCGCGCGGCCGACGCGCCAGGUGGCCACGACCCACCAGUACUAGGGAAGCGUGCGGCCGACGUGGACGACAACAUCGGCCACCUGCGCGAGUACCUGCGCAACAAGCUGCGCGUGAACAAGCUUGUGACGGAUGCGCGAGACGGCGCGCGUGUGAACGCCGCCAACGCGAAGGCCAAACCCGAGACGAUUCCGGAACACAACGACCCCUACCGCGUCGACUGGACUGAGGUUGACGGUCGUCCCUUUGUCGUUGGGACUGAAGCGCAGCGGCUCGCAGACAGCGCGGGUUUCCGGGUCCGAUAUCCCAUCCACCAGCGGGGGUUCAAUGGGCGUGACUGGGAUAGCCUCCAGCUGUUAAUUGACGAUAUCACCCUCAUCUUACAGGAGAGCCUGCGGACUGAACUCGACAUCCGGCCUAAGGACUACAAGAACUACAGCGUCGUGCUUGUAGUCCCGGACUUUGGGAACCGGGUUUACGUCGAGCGAAUGACGGACGUAAUUCUCAACAUUAUGGGGUUCAAGGAGAUUGCAAUCCACCAGGAGAGCUACUGCGCCAUCUUUAGCGCGGGGAUGAGCAGCGCGUGCGUGGUAGAUAUCGGCGCGCAGACGAGUUCCGUCACUCUGGUGGAGGAGGGCGUGGUCAACCCCGACACGCGGAUGCGCCUGUCGUACGGCGGAGACGACGUGACAGUCGCUCUGUCGGCACUUCUCCAGCGCGCAAGCUUUCCCUACAAGAACCUGGACCUGGCCCGCACGCAGGACUGGAUAAUGAUGGACAAUCUCAAGAUCAAGCUGGCUACACUCGAGGAACACCUCGUCGCCAAUACCCCUUGGGACCUAUACGUCGUCCCCGAAAAGGGUCUCACGAACAAGUACCUCCUUCGGACGUAUGAUGAAAACGUCCUCGCUCCACUGUGUUGGUUCGACACGCGCAUGAUCGACUUUGAGACCAAGCGCGAGGUGAGCUUCACCGCCGUCAACCCCAAUGUUAGCGAUAUGAUCAAGAGCCCCUAUGGCGAACCGACGGUGGCCAUGCGCGCAUGUACCACCCACCUCCUCCCAUCCGCGCCAGAGAUCAAGGACGCCGUUAGUACGGGGAGCACGCCCGCACCACAGGCGACCGCGCCUGUGAGUCCAUUGGGCAAGAGCGGCCCGCCAACGCCGGCGCCCGGGGAGAAGAGCGCCACGCCUGCACCGGCAACCCUCGCCCCGGCAACCGCUAUGCAGUCGAUGGCGGCCACGCCCGCCCCCGACGCCGAGGGUGACGACACUCCUUCCUUCGAUGUUGUGUUCGAGGCGUCCAAAACGCCGCUGGACGGCGCCAUCGCCGCCUCGAUCAGCGCCGCCUCGUCCGAGAACAGGGUGCGCACGGCUGCCAGUUCGAUCUUACUCGUGGGUGGCGGGAGCGCGCUCAAGGGUCUCGCGCCAUUCAUCGCCGACCGCCUGCCCGCCCUCCUCAGACAACGGGGGUAUCCUAUCGACCACGUUUCGAUCGUGCCGCCACCACGCGGACUGAACCCCCGCUUCAUGAGCUGGAAGGGUGCGAGUGUCAUGUGCAACCUCAAUCUUCCCGACAUGUGGAUAGGGCGCGACGAGGUCGAGGAGCUCGGUGCGCGCAUGCUCAAGGACCACCUAUCGUUCCUGUAG